Messenger RNA from Acanthopagrus latus (yellowfin seabream), 1317 nucleotides. It is a transcript of the gene cryba1l1, whose product is annotated as crystallin, beta A1, like 1. The coding region runs from base 148 to 774 and encodes 208 amino acids. The record is from RefSeq and is a predicted model, not a curated record. Gene Ontology annotation, biological process: visual perception; lens development in camera-type eye. Gene Ontology annotation, molecular function: structural constituent of eye lens. Lineage: Eukaryota; Metazoa; Chordata; Actinopteri; Spariformes; Sparidae. The transcript has 6 exons.
GCCGUGGACGCGCACCGGCAGGCGCGCUCCCCGACCCCGACGGUAUAAAACUGAAGCGCCAGGUUCUCCCAAAACUCUACGCGAGGCAGGCGGUAGGCGCGUACCACUCCAAAGCUCUUCUAAUAAAGUGCCAGUCUAGGAGUAAAGAUGUACAGAACUACAAGGUCCCCCAUGAUGCAGCCGCUGGUCAACUCAGGAAUGGGCAUGGCUCCCUUCUUCAAGGUGACCGUGUUCGAGCAGGAGCACUUCCAGGGCAAGUGCCUGGAGUUCACCUCCGAGUGCUGCAACAUUCAGGAGUGCGGACUGGACAACAUCCGCUCCAUCAGGGUGGAGAGCGGAGCCUGGGUUGGUUUUGAGCACCAUGACUUCCAGGGCCAGCAGUUCAUCCUGGAGAGAGGAGAGUACCCCCACUGGGACGCCUACAGCGGCUCCCUCUCCUACCACGUGGAGCGCCUCAUGUCUCUGCGCCCCAUCUACUGCGCCUCUCACCAGAGCAGCCGCAUGAUCAUCUUCGAGAGGGAGAACUUCAUGGGCCGCAGCGUGGAGAUCUGUGACGACUACCCCUCUCUGCAGGCCAUGGGCUGGAUGAUGCCCGAGGUCGGCUCCAUGCACGUGCAGUGCGGCGCCUUUGUGUGCUACCAGCACCCCGGCUACAGGGGCCAGCAGUACAUCAUGGAGUGUGAGAGACACAGCGGAGACUACCAGCACUGGAGGAACUGGGGCUCCCACUGUCAGACCCCCCAGAUCCAGUCCAUCAGGCGUAUCCAGCACUGAGAGGAGGACAGGCUGAGACUGAGACAGCAGCUCCCCUCGAACCCCCCCCCACACACACCCGACCCCCAUCUUUACCUUUCCCCCCCUCCUCUCUUUCUCUCUCUUUCUUCCUCUCCUUCCUCUUGACUUGAGGCACAACAGCCGCCCCGCCCCGACUCCACACCACCACUGAUUUACAGCCGCUGCCAGAGUGUGAUAAGAGACAAUAUCGCACUGUUAAAGCACAGGGAAACACACACUCCACACACACACAGACGCCACUGACACUCACACAAGUGUCUUUUUACUCGGUUUAAGAGGUCCCUGCACACUCACGCACAAACACACACCUGCGCUGUACUCUCACCUGAGCCAAGCGAGGACCCAGAGGGGGAGAUGAAGCUCCAACAUGGCGCCGUCGACUGGAACAAAAGGCCUCCCCCAGCUGCAGUCGCCCUCCUCGGUGCAGCUGACCGCUGCUGCGGCACAGCUCAGAUGUGUUUUGUUGUUGUGUGUAGGAGGUUGAUCCACAGGUUGAUAACUAAUAAACUCAUUUUCACCUCA